This is a messenger RNA of Anguilla anguilla (European eel), 6412 nucleotides long. RefSeq names its product DENN/MADD domain containing 3a (gene dennd3a). Gene Ontology annotation, cellular component: cytoplasmic vesicle. The record is from RefSeq and is a predicted model, not a curated record. NCBI's taxonomy places the organism in Eukaryota, Metazoa, Chordata, Actinopteri, Anguilliformes, Anguillidae. Gene Ontology annotation, molecular function: protein binding. The coding region runs from base 453 to 4340 and encodes 1295 amino acids. The transcript is spliced from 25 exons. Gene Ontology annotation, biological process: regulation of Rab protein signal transduction.
GAGCAGCUCGUCUUGAGACUUUAAUCUUCGUGUAAUUAUGUCAGUGUCCUUGUAUGUGAAUUAAAUAUAUAAUAUAAAUAGGUUAUAUACGACGCAUAACCCGAGGGGACACUUAUAAACAGCUCCAGUCAUUUGUCUUAACCUUGGUUGCACUACGCUCCGCUGCCUUCACUGCGCACGUGCCCCUAACAGGAAGAAGCCAGAAGCAACAGAUGAGACUUCACCCUGCAACAGACACAUCGUCUCUUCGGUUCGGGGACAGUGUGUUUGCAAUCGGUCGAGGAAUAUUUCCGUACAAAAUCUACUUCUUUGGAAUUUGACAGAUACAUUUUGUACUCAUUCUAGUUUUAAUUCUCUUCACCCGAAGUUUUGGAGUCAUGGUCACUCUUGCUGCCAGUGUGAGGCCAUGAUCGAGUCCCGCCUGGUGCAGAACGCGUCACUGUUGGGUUCUGAUGGCGGAGAAUCUCCCCGCCGGGCUGCUGGAAGCUUGCGUGGUCAUCGGAGCCGCCAGCGAUAAGCUCAAAGAAGCGCACCAGUCCUGGCUGCAGGGCCGGGAGCUCCCCGCAGUCGAUGCAGAAGUCCUGCAGGUGCACGCCCCCCCCUUUGUGGCGAAGGAGGCUGCGGGGGAGGGCCCGGGGCCCAACGCUUUCAGCAGGGUCCAGCGGCGCCGCUCCUUCAUCAAGAAGAAGAGGGAGAGACCCGAGGGAGCUGCGCGCGACGCGGACGCCGUCCGAAAUGGCGAGGGCACCUCGGAGGACAUCAGCGUUCCCAAGGACAUUGACCUCGUGGCCCUGCCCCAGCUCUGCUUCCCUGGAGGGCUUCAGUUAUCAAGCGACUCAAGAGAAGACUGCUUCCACUUCCUGGUUUUCACUGACGUUUUUGGCAACCAGACACAUGGGGUGGUGGUUCAGUAUUACAGGCCUGUACAGGACAGUGUCCUGCACCAGAAUGGACACUGGUCUACCUCGAAGACACCACGACUGUACAGCCCUUUCGCGAUCUGUGUCAUAUCCAAGUACCCGUACUACAACGCCCUCCGGGACUGCCUCUCAUGCCUGCUGGUGCAGCUGAGGACGUGUCGCAUGGCGGACUUCGAGGAGCGGGUGAAGGAGUUUGCCGCCAGGCUGGCGUUGGUGCCCAUACCGCCUCCUGGACAGCUUCACGUGACGUUUAGCCUCCGGCCGCUGCAGAUCGUGCUGCCCUCCAGAGAAGACAGAGAUAACCCAGCCGUGGACCUGGAUCUCCACCUGCCCUUUCUGUGCUUCAAACCCAGGCAGCUUUUGCAGAUCGUGACCUGCAUCAUGAUGGAGCAGCGGGUGGUGUUCUUCUCCUCGGACUGGGCGCUGCUCACGCUCACUGCAGAGUGCUUCAUGCUGUACAUCCGCCCUCUGCUCUGGCAGCACCCCUACGUCCCCAUCCUCUCCCGCCAGAUGCUGGACUUCCUCAUGGCCCCAACCGCCUUCCUCAUGGGCUGCCACCUGCGCCACUUUGAGGAGGUUGCCACGGAAAUGGAUGACCUGGUUUUGAUCAACAUCGACGACGGGACGGUGUCAUCCUCUGGUUCUGAGAGCGUCACCAUCCCAGACAUCCCGCUGGUCGCUAAGGAGUGUUUCAUGAGAAGGAGGACGGGGCUUCAGGUCCACUAUGACCUGGAAGUCUGUGGCCUGGGGACCAGCACAGACAUUAACGAGCUACGGUCACAGAGGAGGCUGUGGCAAGAGCAGCUCAACAGGGAAAUACAGGCCAUCACUCUGGAGCUGAUAGUCAACAUCUUCAGGGAAGUGCACGAUCAUCUCAAUUAUGAACACCGAGUGUUUAACAGUGAGGAAUUCCUGAGGUCCAGGGAGGCUGCGGACCAGCACUUUUAUAAAAAGGUUCUGGACACGCACAUAUUUCAUUCCUUCCUGAAGGACCGUCUGAACAGGAAGAUGGAUUCUUUCACAAGCAUGGAGCGGAGUACUCGCUCGGAAGCACAGAGGAUGAAGGGAUCGAACGACUCCCCCCGCCGGCCCACCAUGCAGGAGAUGGCCCGCAAGCACAGCGCUCCCGAGAACCGGCUGAGCAAGCGGCUGGGCAUGAGCCUGCCCAACCUGGGACCGGAGCAGCCCCCCGGGCCCCUGCACACGCAGGCCUCGCUGCGGAGCCUCACCCUGGAGAGCGGGGUUCUGAAGAUUCCGAGGAGAACCGUUAAAACAUUCAAGCUCCCGGACUUUCCGCCGCCGCUGGCCUAUCAAUACGUUCAGAACUACUACGUGGAGCUGAUCGGCCUUCUGGGAAAAGCCAUCGCCUCGGUGCCCCCGGAGAACGGCGCCCUGCUGGCGCGGUACUACUACCUGCGCGGCUUCAUGAACACCAUGGGCGGCCGGCGCCUGGACGCCCUCAUCGACUUCCAGACCCUGUACAAGACGGACAUGGACAUCUUCCCCGGCGAGCUGGUGAGGUCGCUGAGCGACUCGCUGUCGCGGAAGGAGCGGGCGCAGGCCGAGCGCCUCCCGGAGCUCAAGCGCCUCCUCAGCCAGGUGAUGAAGGAGCAGGACGGCGAGCGCGCCGCCCGCGACGACGCCGUCAAGAAGUUCCAGCUGCCCACCACGCACAUGCACCCGGAGGACUUCCUGAAGCGCGUCCAGGAGUCCGGUAUAGUCAGGGACGUCGGGACCAUCAACCGGCUUUUUGAGGCGUUGACUGUAGAAUCAUUUAAGGGUUGCUUGGGUGGGCAAGGUGCCGACGCAGCAAUGACGGCUUCUUCCAAGUCUGUGUUUUACAUUGCUUCGGAUGGUCAGCUGAAGCAGGUCGACCCGGAAAUGUUCCGACUGUUCUACACCUUUUGGAAGGAGACCGAGGCGGAGGCGCAGGACGUGCACCUGCCCGCUGCCGUCAUCGAGCACCUGGACACCCACGAGUGUGUCUAUAAGCUGUCCUCCUCCGUCAAGACCAGCCACGGCGUGGGGAAGAUCGCCAUGACGCAGAGGAGACUGUUCCUGCUUACCGAGGGGCGGCCGGGCUAUGUGGAGAUCACCAAAUUCAGAGACAUUGAGGAGGUGAAAAUUUCCUCGGCACCCUUCCUGCUGCUGAGGAUCCCCUCGCUGAAGAUCAAGAGCCGCCUGAGGAGGGAGAUGUUCGAGGCCAACCUCAAGUCUGAGUGUGACCUCUGGAACCUGAUGAUCAAGGAGAUGUGGGCCGGGAGGAAGAUGGCGGACGAUCACAAGGACCCACAGUACAUGCAGCAGGCCUUGACCAAUGUGCUUCUCAUGGACGCAGUGGUUGGGUGCCUGCAGUCACAGAAGGCCAUCUUCGCUGCCUCUAAGUUGGCAUACUUUGACAGGAUGAAGCUGGAAGUGCCUAUGAUGGUGCCGAAAACGACAUCUGAGACCCUGAAGCACAAGAUAAACCCGUCUGUGGAUCAGACCUCCCCACAGGGCGUGGACGUCCUGCUCUACACUCCUGGUCAGCUGAGCUCAGAUGCAGAGGGGGAUGGGAACCCCAAGCUGUGGUGCGCGCUGAGCGAUGGGAAGGUGGUGGUGUUCGAUGCGGCCAGCUGGUCCAUGCAGCAGGGCUGCGUGCGGGUGGGCGUCUCCAGGCUGAACUGCAUGCUGGGAUUGGACCUGCACCAGGUGUGGAUCGGCUCCCAGGACUCAGUCAUUUACAUCAUCAAUGCGCGCAGCAUGUCCUGCAACAAGCAGCUGACGGAGCACCGCAGUGAGGUGACUGCCUUCGCCCUGGAGGGGAGGACCGACAAAUACAGUCCAGUGCAGGCCUACUCCUGCAGUAUAGAUGGAACUGUAAUAAUCUGGGACACCUCCACGCUGCAAGUGAGGAAGCAGGUCAGGCUGACCUGCGACCGCCUGCAGUCCAUUCAGCUCUUCAGCGGAACACUGUGGUGCUGUGCUCGAGACAGCAUCAUGGAGGUGAGGAAGAACGGAAUGGUGCUUCGGAGAGUGUCCCUUCCUGACGAACUCCAGAGCAAGCCCACUGCUUUCAGCAGCUUCACCUUCCUCACUGAGAGGGACCAGCUAUGGACUGGCUGUAUAGACAUGGCGGAGGUGUGCGUGUGGAACACCCGGGACCUGACCAAACCUUUCCAGAGGAUUCCGCUGCAGGACUGCAAGGGCGUCACCUGCAUGAUCAGGGUCAAGAACCAGAUCUGGGUGGGCUGCCGGGGGUGGAGCCACGGGAAGGCGAGAGGGAAGAUCUACGUGGUGGAGUCAGAGAGGCUGAGCGUGGAGAAGGAGCUGGUGGCGCACACAGACAGCGUGCAGGCCCUGUGCUCUGCCGAGGACCGCUACGUCCUCAGCGGCUCUGCCUGCGAAGACGGGAAAAUUGCCAUCUGGAAGGUGGAAUAGAGGAGGCCCUCAGUCCUCUGCUGCCCCCUGGUGUCCUGGAGCUUCGAGGACGUCUGGAGUUCAGAUUAUGCGAGGCGGGCAUGCCGUGAUUUCGGAAAUUCCAAAAACUAUUUCAGUGUCCCCCUGAUGAGACUCUUCCUGGGCCUUUAGCGUUAUGCUGGGGAGACAUGUUGCCAGUUGUCUGUGCACUACUGCACCCAUAUUAGAGACCGAGCUUCAUCUACAUAACUGGAGUCAAAUGGGCUCUUUGCUGCUAAUGGAGACUGGACACUGCUAUACAAACUACUUGAAUUGGAACAAUGAAGUACUACAAUGAGUAGAUCUUUCUUUCGAUCUCUCAUUCUCUCUUUCACACACGCACACAUACACUCACAUGCACGUGCACACACGCUUUACUUCCCUCCCUCUGAGUUAAUCUGGGGGAAAAAACUUUCUAUUUGCUUUCUUUAGUAUUAAACAUUUAUAUUUUAAGCCCCUAAGAAUUAUUAUCACAGAUCACAUAGUAGACUUUUAAGCCAUAACCUUUUACACAUAUGCAUCUUUUUUAUUAGAUGUAGUAUUUUUAUUUUUUGUGUACUUCGUGCUCACACAAAUAAAUGUAUUAAUUCUUGUAAACAUGAACAUCUCCGUGUCACCAACUUCCCCAGCAUUUCUGAGGAGCAGUUUUUGUAAGUAUAUGUUUAAAGGCAUACUAUGGAGGAUUUUUAGUCUUGCAGCGGUCCUGUGUUUACAAUCAAAGAAGUCUCCUUCAUUCCCACCCACUCACCUUCAUUUUUAUAGUUUACAUCUGUUUUUUAUUUUUAUAUCUUUUUUUUUGAUAGCAAGGAAAAGCAGUUCGAAGGCUGACUCUUUUUGAAUGAGCCUGGUCCGUUUGUUUUGCUUUGCUGUGCUUUGACCUCCACCAUUGCAGGAGCUAGUUAGCUACAAAUGCUGAAACUGAUCCCACCCCACAGGCCUGUAGCCACACCCACCUUUCCCCUCACAAACGAGAGCGUCACACCCAGAAACAUCCUGAACACAUCUCAGAAGAAAUACAGGCAGAGGAGCAUGGUUUCGGCAAAUGUGUGCUGACAGAGAUUGUUUGUGCCUCAUAGGUAUGACUGAGCAUGGUUAUUUUAUUUUUUCAAGGUAAGAAUCCUGCAUAGUAUGCCUUUAGCAUUUUGUUUGCUGACAGUGUCACAUUUUGCUUGGUCCCGGGCUGGCUCUAAAAUAAUCCUGAGGGAAACUUUUCUGUGGAGGCCACCUUUUCAGUUAUAUCCUACCCAGGCACAGGGGUGCUUAUGCCUACAGCUGGCUCUAACUUGGGCAGUUACUCACUUGAGCUCACACUGGGUGAUGCACUUCAAUGAAAUGUCAUCCAUAUGUACUGUAUUUGCUGUUGUAGGCACAGUUUUUUUCUUCAAAAAUGCGCCAUAAAAUCUGUCACAUAAAACCAUGUUUAUAAACCAUAAACAUUGAGUUGUUUUGUUUGUUAAUACUAUGUUAAUGUUGAUUAAUAUUUAUUACUGUUUCAUUAUUAUUAAUUAAGUAAAUAGUACUGUGAUACAGAUGAAAAUGUAUAUUAUAAUAAUGUCCUUUAUCUAAAAUCUUGAUGAAUAUUUUGAUAGCUGUGUUUUAAGGCAUAAACCUUACUACUCCUGUAGAAUUAGUCUAUCAUAUUAAAAACUGAAAGGUUAUGAAGGUAGGCAAAAUAAACUCUCACUAAGCUGUAAGCAUGUGUUGGUUUUGCCACCGGGGGGCAGUAGCAACCCCUUUGGCCAUCUCUAUAGAAUUUUUAAAAUGCCCAUCCAGCCAUAUUCAUUAAAAUUAGCAAGUAAAAUUUCUACACUUAUUUAAAGUACCUAGUACAUAUGGUUUUCUGUGAAGAUCAAUCUGUUUUCAUGUGAAAUGCUUACACAAUUAUGCAAGUAAUAUUUAUAAAUUCAGCCAUUGUAAUUAUAUAUUACAAUUACUGAAUUUAUAAAUGUAUAUUUAAUUGUGCAUAAUUUAAGGGUAGCAGAAUCGGACAUAUCCCUAAAGAUGUUUCUUGUCCUGAUUACACUUAAUUUGAAUAAAGAUAUUGAGGACAACAG